GUUUUGAAAAUAUUAUAUUUUGUCCUUAAUUAUUAUUACCAAAAUUUUAGUGACGUUUACUAUAGCAUAUAUAUGUCUUCCAUCCUUCUUAUUUGAUAUUGUCCUAACAUUUUCAAAGCUCUAUUUGAAAAUAUUGUGUUUGUUAAUAUCAUCAUGAAGCCAGGAAGAAUUAUCUUACUCUUGGUGGCUUUGUUUGCUCUCUUCAGUCUCACCUAUGGAUCAGGUCAAGAAGAACCUAAUAUCAAGUUUUGCCCUAGACUUCUUAAAGGAUUGAGUGGUGAUUGUCUGCAUGCUCAACGUGACUGCAAUGAUGAAUUCAAUGCAAGAUAUAAAGGUGCACAAGCUCGUCGUUGUAGAUGUGACACUACUGCUAAUACUCACACAUGCUCAUGUUGUAUAGUUUGUGGAUUAAAUGAGCAUGAGAAUGACUUUCCUUUUGUAAGCAAAGAUGAUUUUAUCCCCGAAUGCUAAAAAAAUUAAGGAGUUAAAUUAAUAAUAACCUCAUAUCUUAAUUUAUGAGGUUUUAUA
Molecule: messenger RNA, 528 nt
Organism: Lathyrus oleraceus (garden pea)
Lineage: Eukaryota; Viridiplantae; Streptophyta; Magnoliopsida; Fabales; Fabaceae
Exons: 2
Coding region: 154-471 (105 amino acids)
Biological process (GO): signal transduction
Source: RefSeq, a predicted model, not a curated record